Messenger RNA from Tripterygium wilfordii, 1191 nucleotides. RefSeq names its product tetraspanin-6. Gene Ontology annotation, cellular component: plasmodesma; plasma membrane. Bases 198 to 1046 code for a protein of 282 amino acids. Lineage: Eukaryota; Viridiplantae; Streptophyta; Magnoliopsida; Celastrales; Celastraceae. The record is from RefSeq and is a predicted model, not a curated record. Gene Ontology annotation, biological process: auxin-activated signaling pathway. The transcript is spliced from 3 exons.
AGGGAGAAAGGGGGAUGCACAUUUUGGAAUUUGGAUCAAGGAGUCUUUAAACCAAGUAAAUACUAAAAAGCAAUGCCAGCCAUUAAAAGGAGAGUACUAAAGCUCAACAAGAACUAGAUCACCAUUCACCAAUAAAAGAGAAAGAAACACACAAAGCACAGCCAGAGAAGAACAAUCAAAGUGAAAGAGAUCGAUCAAUGUAUCGGUUUAGCAACACUGUUAUUGGUUUCUUGAACCUAUUCACUCUCCUAGCUUCGAUACCGAUAAUCGGAGCAGGAUUAUGGAUGGCAAGGAGCAGCACAACAUGCGAGAACUUCCUCCAAACCCCACUCUUGAUAGUAGGGUUUGUUAUACUUGUAAUUUCUCUGGCCGGUUUCAUUGGAGCCUGCUUUCAUGUGGCGUGGGCGCUCUGGGUUUACUUGGUGGUCAUGUUGUUUAUAAUUGCAACACUCAUGGGUUUGACCAUAUUUGGAUUUGUUGUGACAAGCCAAGGUGGUGGUGUUGAAGUGCCUGGAAGGGUUUAUAAGGAGUAUAGGCUUCAAAAUUAUUCAACAUGGUUGAGGAAUAGGAUUGAGGAUCCUAAAUAUUGGACUACUGUUAGGAGCUGCAUAUUGGGUUCAAACACUUGUGCCAAGGUUGCCUUUUGGACUCCUAUGGAUUAUCUACAGAGAGACAUGUCCCCAGUGCAGUCUGGUUGCUGUAAGCCACCAAGUUCGUGCAACUACAACACGGCAGCAGUGGUGUCUCAAGACCCAGAUUGCUACAAAUGGAACAAUGCACCGAAUCUGUUAUGCUACGAGUGCGAUUCCUGCAAAGCUGGUGUGCUUGAAGACAUAAGAAGAGAUUGGCACAAGCUCUCUGUUCUCAGCAUUGUGGUGCUCAUCUUUCUCAUUGCAAUUUACUCCAUUGGUUGCUGUGCUUUCCAGAACACUAAACGGGCUGAAACCGAUUACCCCUAUGGUCAGAACCGGAUGACCAAAGUCCGUCCCAGAUGGGAUUAUUACUGGUGGAGAUGGUGGCAUGACAAGAAAGAGCAACUUUACUAGCCAUGCUGAAGCAGUGAAGCUUUAAUAUAUCUUCUCUCCCAUGUGUAUUCCUCUGUAUUAAUGUACUUGUUGUGCUUUAAAGAUGAGACAAUUCAGUUUGUUUUUCAGUGUGAUGGGAAUAUAUAUAUCUAUAUAUUGGAGAUUU